UUCCAAACUUCUAAAAUUCUCGGAUGAUUCCCCAAAUCCACCGCCAUGGAUGAUCUUCACCACACAGAUCGACCACUUCCCGAUCCCAAACGUUCUCAGUCUCUCAAAUCCCGACCUUCUUCUGUGAUCUUCUUCUACUGUUCAUCCAUUCUCAUCCUCCUCCUAUCAAUUUCCCUCUUCACUUUCACCAAAACAGAUCAUUUCAAAUCUCAAUCUCUUAAAACCCUCUUUCAAAAGCUCAUCGAUCGUCUCAACGCAUCUCGAAAUCCCAAGCAAACCUCUGUUUCUAAUCCAUUUUCGACGUCCUCUCAAUGUGUUCUUUGGAUGGCUCCAUUUCUUUCCGGCGGCGGGUACAGUUCAGAAGCUUGGUCCUACAUUUUAGCCCUUCACGAUCAUGUAAGAAACCCUAAUUUUCGUUUGGCCAUUGAGCAACAUGGCGAUCUAGAAUCCGUUGAUUUUUGGGAGGGCUUACCGGAUUCUGUGAAGAAUUUGGCCAUUGAACUUCAUAGAACAAAAUGUAGAAUCAAUGAAACUAUUGUGGUUUGUCAUAGUGAACCUGGUGCUUGGAAUCCUCCUUUGUUUGAAACUUUUCCUUGCCCACCAGGUGUUUACCAAAAUUUCAAGUCAGUGAUUGGCAGAACAAUGUUUGAAACUGAUAGGGUAAGUCAAGAACAUGUUAAUCGUUGUAAUGAAAUGGAUUUUGUUUGGGUUCCUUCUGAAUUUCAUGUCUCUACAUUUGUGAAAAGUGGGGUUGAUCCUUCUAAAGUUGUGAAAAUUGUUCAACCCAUUGAUGUUAAUUUCUUUGAUCCAUUGAAUUAUAGUCCAUUUAGUCUUGAAUCUGUAGGAACUCUUGUUCUAGGAGACAAAAACAUGGCAGAAGUAAGCUUAGAGAAGGGAUUUGUGUUCUUGAGUAUCUUUAAAUGGGAAUUUAGAAAAGGUUGGGAUCUGUUAUUGGAAGCAUAUUUGAAAGAAUUCUCCAAGAAUGAUGGAGUUGGGUUGUUUUUAUUGACAAAUCCUUACCAUACUGAUAGUGAUUUUGGGAACAAGAUUUUGGAUUUUGUAGAAAACUCAGGCAUUCAAAAGCCACCUUCUGGUUGGGCUCCUGUGUAUGUGGUUGAUACUCAUAUAGCUCAAACUGAUUUGCCUAAAGUUUACAAGGCUGCAGAUGCAUUUGUUCUGCCGUCCCGAGGAGAGGGGUGGGGGAGGCCGCUCGUCGAAGCGAUGUCGAUGUCGUUGCCCGUGAUCGCCACCAACUGGUCGGGGCAAACAGAGUUUUUGACAGAUGAGAAUAGCUAUCCAUUGGCAGUUGAGAAAAUGAGUGAAGUGAAGGAAGGGCCAUUCAAAGGGCAUCUGUGGGCUGAACCCUCCAUUAGUAAGCUUCGAGUUUUAAUGAGGGAAGUAAUGACCAAUGUCGAUGAAGCUAAGGCGAAAGGGCGGAGGGCGAGGGAGGACAUGGUCAGGCGAUUCUCGCCCGACGUCGUGGCCGAGAUUGUUCAUAGUCAUAUACAAAGGAUUUUUCAGGAGGUGUGAUGACAGAUCAGAUGUUUAUAACCAAGAUUUCAUUGGUUUUGUUUGUGUUUGAUUUGAUUUUAUCAAGUUAUGCAUAGUUGUAGAUUUGUGUAGCAGUGAAUAUAAGUAGUAGCAGAUUGAUAUGCCUCAGUUGAAUGGAUUUCCAUCAAUAAAGCAUUUGUUAAAUGUGUGGAACAAUGCUGAUGAUCAAUAAAAUUUUAAUACAAAUAUUCAAAUUA
This is a messenger RNA of Cucurbita maxima (winter squash), 1748 nucleotides long. RefSeq lists its product as uncharacterized. Bases 46 to 1530 code for a protein of 494 amino acids. Gene Ontology annotation, molecular function: glycosyltransferase activity. The transcript has a single exon. The record is from RefSeq and is a predicted model, not a curated record. NCBI's taxonomy places the organism in Eukaryota, Viridiplantae, Streptophyta, Magnoliopsida, Cucurbitales, Cucurbitaceae.